AUGGAGGAGUCCAGCUCCCGCACAUGGACGCCCUGGUGGGAUAGACCCACGGCGCAGCUGUGCCGGAAUGCCUCACCCGCCGCGGGGUGCUCCUGGACCUUCCUCACCCAGCUCGAGUGCCACACCGAGCCCCACCCCGAGUCCGGCCAACCCGUGAAGCGCUGCGUGAAACUCCAUAAACGGCUCAUGAACUGUCCUGGAAGGCCACCGGUAACCGAUGAGCAGCAGCAGGAGGUCACCGCCUACGGCGAUGCCGCCCCGACACUUGACCUCGGACUACGGCUCUCCGACACGCCCGUCUUCCCCUCGUUACCUGCACGGGACAAGGUCCAGACACAGGACGUGGGCCAGGCAUUUGCCGACUUCCUCAGAUUCGCCGAGGAGCUGCAGCAGAGGAUGGCACCAGGUGUGCUGGAGUUGGAUGAGCGGCCGGCUCCCGCACCCCAGGUGGCGGUGGAGGAGAAGGAGGAGUCGCUCCUGUCCAAGGUCUUCAGGUUCCGAAGACCAGGCGCGGCGCACCGGCCAGACAGCCAGACGUGGCAGGAGUAUGCCAAGGACUUCACCGAGGUGUAG
Messenger RNA from Auxenochlorella protothecoides, 573 nucleotides. RefSeq lists its product as hypothetical. The transcript has 5 exons. Lineage: Eukaryota; Viridiplantae; Chlorophyta; Trebouxiophyceae; Chlorellales; Chlorellaceae. The record is from RefSeq and is a predicted model, not a curated record. Bases 1 to 573 code for a protein of 190 amino acids.